AUGGCUGUGCCAAGCUCCUUGGAUGAUGAUGAUGAUGGUGAUGGUCAUGGUGAUGAUAAAGAUGGUGAUGAUGAUGAAGAUGGUGAUGAUGAAGACGAUGGUGAUGAUGAUGAAGAUGGUGAUGAUGAUGAUGAAGAUGGUGAUGAUGAUGAAGAUGGUGAUGAUGAUGAAGAUGGUGAUGAUGAUGAUGAAGAUGGUGAUGAUGAUGAAGAUGGUGAUGAUGAUGAAGAUGGUGAUGAUGAUGAUGAAGAUGGUGAUGAUGAUGAUGAAGAUGGUGAUGAUGAUGAUGAAGAUGGUGAUGAUGAUGAUGAAGAUGGUGAUGAUGAUGAUGAAGAUGGUGAUGAUGAUGAUGAAGAUGGUGAUGAUGAUGAUGAAGAUGGUGAUGAUGAUGAUGAAGAUGGUGAUGAUGAUGAUGAAGAUGAUGAUGAUGAAGAUGAUGAAGAAGAUGGUGAUGAUGAAGAUGGUGAUGAUGAAGAUGGUGAUGAUGAAGAUGGUGAUGAUGAAGAUGGUGAUGAUGAAGAUGGUGAUGAUGAAGAUGGUGAUGAUGAAGAUGGUGAUGAUGAAGAUGGUGAUGAUGAAGAUGGUGAUGUCUGCUUUGAUAAACUGAAGAAAUGA
Messenger RNA from Schistocerca piceifrons (Central American locust), 615 nucleotides. RefSeq names its product prostatic spermine-binding protein-like. The transcript has 3 exons. NCBI's taxonomy places the organism in Eukaryota, Metazoa, Arthropoda, Insecta, Orthoptera, Acrididae. The coding region runs from base 1 to 615 and encodes 204 amino acids. The record is from RefSeq and is a predicted model, not a curated record.